AUGGGUAAUGCUAGGGUUCCAAUCAGUACAUCUUUCGGACGUCGCCCGGUUUAUCUCGCAUCCCAACUCAUCAACUUCGGUACCUCGAUAUGGCGCGCCAAGGCCAACUCCUACAACUCCUUCAUGGGCGCAUGCAUCCUCAAUGGUAUUGGUGCUGGACCGGCCGAGACCAUCAUGCCCGAGAUCAUCGCCGACAUAUUCUUCUUGCACGACCGUGGAAAGUGGAACACUCUUUACUGGGUAGUCUACAUGGGCUCGCUGAUGGUCGGUCCCAUCGUGUCUGGAUCAAUGACUGAGACGGUCGGCUGGCGCAGCUUCUGGUGGCUCAAUACUGGCAUCCUCGGCCUCUCAUUAUUGAUGGUGGUCUUCAUGUUCCCCGAAACAAGGUUCAAGCGCGCGUUGCCCGAGCACUUGGGACAGAAGAAGUCCAGUUCCCUAGAAGAGAAGACGCGAGCGACUACCCAUGAAGACAUCAACCACUCCGACAGCGAGAAAGAGACAAACCCGAUCCAGCACAUCAACACAGCUAACUCCGUCCUACCAAACACGGCGGGCCUAGAGAUGUCCGAGACAGCCCAGCGAGACCCCUUUCUUGGCCGCGGCAAACCUGGCAAAUGGCAGUGGAAGAUCUUCCAACCAAACGCCCAUCCGUUCCGUUCCAUCUUCCUCGACCUUUGGAUUCCCUGGAAACUGUUCGCCUUCCCCAUUGUCGAAUUCGCCGCUUUCGUCGUCAGUUGGUCAUGCUCCAGCUUCCUCACCAUCAACCUCACACAAAGCCAAGUCCUCGCCCUACCUCCCUACAACAUGAAGCCCAUGACUGUCGGAUUCACAAACUUUGCCAUCAUGGUCGGCGCGUUCAUUGGACUCUUCACUGCUGGCCCACUCAGCGAUUGGGUGUCUGCAAGGAGCACCAGGAAGAACAAUGGUAUUCGUGAACCAGAGAUGCGGUUGCCAGCUAUGAUACCAUAUGUUGUCAUCAUGUUCAUCGGCAACAUCGUCGUCGCGAUAGGCUAUGAGCGCAAGUGGCCUUGGGAAGCUAUCAUCGUCAUUGGCUACACGUGCGCUGGUAUCCAGGUUGCAGCGCUACCAGGUAUCGUCAGUACAUAUGCUGUUGACUCGUACAAGCCCGUUGCAGGCUCGUUAUUCGUCGCCAUCACCGUCAACAAGAAUCUUUGGGGCUACGGGUUUGGCAAAUUCAUCACGCCGUGGAGUGAAGAGGUUGGGUAA
Alternaria incomplexa is the source of this 1227-nucleotide messenger RNA. RefSeq lists its product as uncharacterized. Gene Ontology annotation, molecular function: transmembrane transporter activity. The transcript has a single exon. Gene Ontology annotation, biological process: transmembrane transport. Lineage: Eukaryota; Fungi; Ascomycota; Dothideomycetes; Pleosporales; Pleosporaceae. The record is from RefSeq and is a predicted model, not a curated record. Bases 1 to 1227 code for a protein of 408 amino acids.